This is a messenger RNA of Prunus armeniaca (apricot), 1416 nucleotides long. Lineage: Eukaryota; Viridiplantae; Streptophyta; Magnoliopsida; Rosales; Rosaceae. The record is from the annotation of a GenBank genome assembly.
AUGCAGGCCCUCCAAUCCUCUUCCCUCCGACCCGCUCCGCUGGACCCGAUUCGGAAACGGACCCCCCAUUUCCCCAUUGUCAGUCCCAGACCCACCAGCUCCAGGCGCGUCUCAUUCAUCUCCGCCUCCUCGGCCCCGGCCGUGUCCGCCCCGAAGCGCGAGAAGGACCCCAAGAAGCGGGUAGUCAUCACCGGCAUGGGCCUCGUGUCCGUCUUCGGCAACGACGUCAAUGCUUACUACGACAAGCUACUCGCCGGAGAGAGUGGCGUGGGUCCCAUCGACCGUUUCGAUGCGUCUAAGUUCCCGACCCGGUUCGGGGGCCAGAUCCAUGGGUUCUCGUCAGAGGGGUACAUUGAUGGCAAGAACGAUCGACGACUGGACGAUUGCCUUCGGUACUCCAUUGUUGCUGGGAAGAAAGCUCUAGAGGAUGCUAAUCUUGGUGGCGAUAAGCGCUCAAAGCUUGAUAAAUCACGGGCUGGAGUGCUUGUUGGAUCAGGAAUGGGUGGUCUUACUGUCUUUUCUGAUGGUGUCCAUGCACUGAUAGAGAAAGGUCACAGAAAAAUAACCCCAUUUUUCAUUCCUUAUGCUAUUACAAACAUGGGGUCUGCGUUGCUUGGUAUUGAUCUGGGUUUUAUGGGACCAAAUUAUUCGAUUUCGACUGCUUGUGCUACUUCAAAUUACUGUUUCUACGCCGCUGCGAAUCACAUUCGUCGAGGUGAGGCUGAUUUGAUGAUUGCUGGCGGAACCGAAGCUGCCUUAAUUCCUGUUGGUCUUGGAGGUUUUGUUGCGUGCAGGGCCUUAUCUCAGAGAAAUGAUGAUCCAAAAACUGCUUCAAGGCCAUGGGACAAAGAUAGAGAUGGAUUUGUUAUGGGUGAAGGUGCCGGAGUAUUGGUAAUGGAGAGCUUGGAACAUGCAACAAAACGAGGUGCACCAAUUAUUGCCGAGUACUUGGGAGGGGCUAUAAACUGUGAUGCUUAUCAUAUGACUGAUCCAAGAGCUGAUGGGCUUGGUGUAUCUACAUGCAUAGAGAGAAGCCUUGAAGAUGCUGGUGUGUCACCUGAGGAGGUUAACUACAUCAAUGCGCAUGCCACUUCCACUCUUGCUGGUGACUUGGCCGAGAUAAAUGCUAUAAAGAAGGUGUUCAAGAACACUAGAGAUAUUAAAAUCAAUGCAACUAAGUCUAUGAUAGGGCACUGUCUUGGUGCUUCUGGGGGUUUGGAAGCUAUUGCUACAGUUAAAGCCAUAACAACGGGAUGGCUGCAUCCUUCCAUAAAUCAAUUUAAUCCAGAGCCUUCAGUGGAGUUUGACACUGUUGCCAAUGUAAAGAAGCAGCAUGAAGUAAAUGUUGCCAUAUCAAACUCAUUUGGAUUUGGUGGACAUAACUCUGUCGUCGCCUUUUCUGCAUUCAAGCCCUGA